GUACGUUAUGUCAGUUUAGAAUCAUAAAUUGUUUCUUUUUCUAAAGAGCCAUGUCAAAGCUGUCAUAUUUUCUCAUGUAAAAUGGAAGAAGGGAUAACUGUUGGGAAUUGUAACAUGAACGCUGUAUUCAGUCAUUCUAUGUACAAUCGCGAGUAACAAUAACAGAUGUAUUUUCAAAAUAUCUUUUAUUUGCAAUUAAUUGUUGCAUCGUACGCAAGUAAUAUGGAUAUCAUUCGCGAUUAUUUCAUUUUUAAAAAUGUUUCUAGAGUGGCUGGAUUUUCUUGUGGAAACAUUGAAAAUGAUUAUCAAAUUUUUAAGCUUCUAAAUGAAGCAGGGAUUGGAGUGUCUAUUACUCAAUUUACAUCGAUAAUGAAUAUACCACAAUUUUUGCAUACUACUUAUUGGAAUUUAGGUAUAUUUGUGGAUCUAGAAUGUUUAGUUUCAGACGAGGAUAUAGUGAAACUUUUUUACGAGACUUCAACCUAUUACAUGUUCGAUCAUUUACAUCAAUGGUUGAUUUUGGAGAAAAAUAUGAAUCACAUACUUGAAUUAUUAAAUGAUAAUAUGUUUAGUAUCAUUACGGAUGUCACAAUUGCUAUAUCAAAAGACAAUGAUUAUAUUUUGUAUGACGUAUACAAUCAUUGCAAAAAUCACGGUGGUUUGUUAAAUAUUACAAAACUUGGUACCUGGACUAAAAACAAUGGAUUACAAAUUAUUUUACAGACAAAUAAAUUCUCCAGAAGAUGGAAUUAUCAUAGGAUGAAAAUAAAAGUUGCUGGGCUUGUAGUAAAUAGACCUAAAAAUCAAAGUUUGAUAGAUUAUCUUCAAGAAGAAAAUUUAUACGAACACACAGAUAAUUGGUCUAAAUUUGGAUAUGCUAUUAUGGAACAUAUUAAACAACUAUUUAAUUUCACUUUUGAAUUAAUAGAAUUAAAUCAUUGGGAAAAAAAUGAUAGUAAUGGCCCAUUAAUUGCUGGUUUCAAAAAUGGCAUUUAUGAUUUAGGAUAUUUUCCAUCAAUUUUGACAAAAGAAAGAUUCAAUUAUGCAGAUGUAAUUAUGCAAGUUUGGCCUGUAAGAACAUGCUUUAUGUUUCUUACUGUACCUUCAUUAAAAGUGAAUAUGAAUAUAAUCUUUAGACCAUUUGCAAGAAAUGUUUGGUAUAUGAUUUUAUUAUUAACAGUCACAAUAAUUCUCAGCUUAUGGAUUAUUCUGAAACUUGAAAAAAAUGAUUCUGCUUAUGGAUCAACAAUUCUUAUUAUUAUUGCUGCAUUAUGUCAACAAGGUUUACCAUUUUUUAAUAAUCAAUUUUCAAGUCGUAUUGCUUUUCUUCAAACCAUGAUUUUUGGUUUACUUGUAUAUAAUUAUUAUUCAGCAGCUAUAGUAUCCAGUCGAUUGAAUGCACCUUUAGAUAAAAUGAAUGAUUCAUUAUAUUCAUUAAUAAAUAGUCGAAUGAAACUUGUAGCAUAUAAAGAUAUUUAUUUUAAUAUUCUAUUGCAUGUGAGUUCGAAUCUUGCAUGCAAAUAAAAUUAGAAUUUUUUUAUAAUUUUGUUUUUAUCAUGUAUAAAAUUAA
This is a messenger RNA of Apis dorsata (giant honeybee), 1570 nucleotides long. Its product is annotated as ionotropic receptor 75a-like. Bases 166 to 1524 code for a protein of 452 amino acids. NCBI's taxonomy places the organism in Eukaryota, Metazoa, Arthropoda, Insecta, Hymenoptera, Apidae. The transcript is spliced from 7 exons. The record is from RefSeq and is a predicted model, not a curated record.